UUUAAAUUUGUUUGGUUUCGUUUUGUGCGAUUUUGUGUUUGUUAUUUACAAAGGUCUUGCAUUAUGUGUUUACAUUAAGUUUAGAAUAGUGUUAUUUUUUAAUGUUUUACCUUCGUAUUUGUAUUUUGACUAUUGUUUAAAUUUGUCUGCUUAAUGAAGAAAGUACGCUUUGAAACUACUUUGAAUCACUCUGCCAUGAACGACUUGGACUGUCAGUCUCCAAGACCAUUUCUUGAGAAAAAGAGUAUAUCUGAUGUACCUUGUAUUGAAUAUGACUUUGCUAGAGCUCUGCCAUAUAACAGCGAUCCUCUACAAAGAUAUGAGUGUGGUAACGGGUCUCCAUACCCUACAAUUAACAAGACGUGUUUAACAGAAUUAUCUAAAAUAGAAUCGAAGUGGACUCCUUCUAAUGAUUUAGAUCUAAGUUUGUUGGACUCAUAUACAAAAAUACCGAGAAGUGGUUUCCAAGAGCCAAGAAUGUUUAAACAUCCAACCUCUAAUGGACCAUCUUGUGUAGAAAAGAACACCUGUAGUAAUAUCAAUGCAACACCAAGAGUACUUUCUUCAUUAGAAAAUUAUCAAAAUCCACCCAAUGUUUUGAGUAAAAAUGAUGAUUUUUUCUUACAACGUGAGAAUUUACAUUUAAUGACUGGUCAGAAAAUUGAAAGUCAGUUAAAAAAACUUACUAUAGAUAAAGAAAAUAAUCCUUUGGCUGCUAAAAAUGAGCUUAUGAAAAUAGGUGUAACAAAACCUAUGGAAAAAGUUAGUUAUAAUGGACCAAUUCAUACUAUUGUACCAACUGACCAUUGCCAGUGUCAUGAGUGUUCAAGACAACAAGUGAUUACUACAUCUUGUGUGAACAAUAUAAGACAAUAUGGUCACAUUCAAAAUUCUCCAACAAACAAAAUUUGUUGUAACAAAUUAUCUAAGCAGAUAUCAAAUCAAUGUGAACAAUGCAAUUGUAAUGUACCUGUAUGUACAAAAAACUAUAAGAAAUGUAAUUGUGAUUCUUAUAUACCAGAGCAUGAUAUAAAUGCAGUUGAUAAGAAAACAUGGGCAUUGCAAAGAUAUGAAGAAUCAAAAAAUGAUUUAAAUGCAGAGAAACAAAUUGUUAAAGAAAAAUGCAAAGAAAAGAGAGAACCUUCGGUGGCAGAUCUGUUCAAGAUUAUAAAACUACAAAAUGAACAGUUACAACUUUUGCAGGAAAAGGUUGACAAAUUUAUAUCAGCUAGUAAAUUUGAAACACAGAAGCAAACAUUACCAAUACAGAAUUACGUAACUGAGCAUGUGGCUGUAGAAACCAUGGACAAAGAGCACCAUAAAAUCUCAAUAGGUGUAAUGACUAGUUUCGAAGUUGUUCGUACAUCAACUAUCAUCAAUAAAGAAAUAUUAACUCAAUGUAGUGAGGCACAGAUACAAUGUAAUAGAUCACAAAUUAGUAUUAAAGAAGUGCAGCCUGGUAAUUUAAAUUUUUUAGAUGGCAUCACACCAGCCAAAAGUAACAAUGAAGGAAAACAAAGAUCUUUUCAGAAUGAAUUACCAGAGCAUAUAGAAAGCAGCAAGAAAGAUUGUAAUGAGGACAAAACCUAUAAUGAAAUGAGUUUAUACAAUGUACAAGUUGACAAUGCUAUAACUCCACUUAUGUCUCCAGAACAGAGCAUGUAUUUGGAUGUAAGAGAUUAUAGCGAUUCAGAAUCGGAGCCUGAAGACCAAUCCAAUGUUGGAUGGACAUAUUACAAUAAAGUUAUGGCACACGUAAAUGGUAUGCUACAUGAUUCAGAUAUGCCUUCAUCGGCCAGCGCUCUGUACAGAAAUACACGUCAGAAAUGUAUGCAAAUGAAAAUUGACAAAACUAAUGUUAGUGUAAUAAAGAGAGUGAAGUUUGGUGAUGAUCCUGUUGUUCCGCAAGUUCAGACUGCUUCAACUGAUACUAGUUUGAAAAUGAAUCAACUUGCAGCAAAGUAUUUAAAAAACGGACAUGUUAAUAUUCAGAUGGAAUCACCUAGACCUGCUGCAUCAGUUGACAUGUCAUUUGCUACCAGAAAUUAUAUGGAAAAACAUCAACUACUUCGAGGUAUACCAAUAAAAUCGAAUAACGGACAGAUGCCUGUCGAAAUCCCACGAUUUUUGGACAUCACUGCAUUGAAGCAACAACCAAAAUUAUUGUGAUUUUUAUGGACUUUUUAAUAUUUUAUAAGGACAAAAUACAUUGU
Papilio polytes (common Mormon) is the source of this 2213-nucleotide messenger RNA. RefSeq lists its product as uncharacterized. Lineage: Eukaryota; Metazoa; Arthropoda; Insecta; Lepidoptera; Papilionidae. The transcript has 5 exons. Bases 154 to 2169 code for a protein of 671 amino acids. The record is from RefSeq and is a predicted model, not a curated record.